Messenger RNA from Rhinichthys klamathensis goyatoka, 758 nucleotides. It is a transcript of the gene golga7ba, whose product is annotated as golgin A7 family, member Ba. Lineage: Eukaryota; Metazoa; Chordata; Actinopteri; Cypriniformes; Leuciscidae. The record is from RefSeq and is a predicted model, not a curated record. Gene Ontology annotation, biological process: protein targeting to membrane; peptidyl-L-cysteine S-palmitoylation. Gene Ontology annotation, cellular component: palmitoyltransferase complex. The transcript is spliced from 5 exons. Bases 172 to 693 code for a protein of 173 amino acids.
GGUGCCGUAUUUAAAUCAGCGCGAGCAGCGCGUGUUGUGACGUGGCCGAGCGCGCAGCUGGACAUUAAAGAGGAUAAAAGCGGCUGUCCGCGGGUCGUUAAGCUCUUUUGGCGAAAACAUAUUGGCAGAUAUCGUGUUUGUGAGUUUCCCUUGUCGGUGACCGGUUCAGGAAUGAUUUCAGCACCGCGGACAGCGACGGACCGAACAAAACUCCCGUACUGUCACGAGUCUUUUCAUAACCUUCAGGAGUUGAGACACAGCGCAUCUCUAGCCAACAAGGUCUUCAUUCAGAGGGACUACACUGAUGGCACCAUAUGCAAGUUCCAGACCAAGUUCCCCUCCGAGUUAGACAGCAGGAUUGAGAGGACCCUGUUUGAGGACACGGUGAAGACGCUGAAUAAUUACUACGCCGAGGCGGAGAAGAUCGGAGGCCAGUCGUACCUCGAGGGCUGUCUGGCCUGCCUCACGGUUUACCUCAUAUUCCUCUGCAUCGAGACACGCUAUGAGAAGGUGCUGAAGAAGAUCUCGCUGUACAUUCAGGAGCAGAAUGAGAAGAUCUACGCUCCAAGAGGUCUCCUCAUCACAGACCCUUUAGAGAGAGGCAUGAGGGUCAUUGAGAUCAGUGUGUAUGAGGACCGUGGCUCCAGCGGCUCAAGCUCAGGAAGCAGCACAACCAGCAGCAGCGGACGAUGAUUCACACACACACACACACUGUAACAUUCACCCGUCCACACGCCUUCAUACUGACGCCCGCUGAC